GCUUGUCUUUGUGUACUGUCUACUCUAUUCUGUGGUGCAGGCUCUCCAUUAUUCUCCUAUUUUACACAUUUCCUGCAACAAGUUAAUAAUAAUCACAAGCUUUCUGUAGAAAGAGGAUUGUCCUGCUGUUUAGAUGGUACAUUGAAUUAAUUUCAAUGAAUUCAGCUCAGUUUAGUAGAUCUAUAUUGUCUGCAAGAGAAUUAACCAUGUGUUUGUUUUCUUCUGUCUAACAACUCUAGGUGUGAUCCACCCCAUUAACGUCCACCUGUAGCCUACCAUCUUUAUAAGUAUACGCUGACUUCAAAAAUGCCAGGCCAGGGAUCCACGUUGAGGGAGUGUGUGGUCUGCAAUGCACAGCUUAAUGUGGCCUGCAAAACCUGCAAGAUAUGCAAAGCUGAGCAGCCACGAAAGUUGAGGCUCAAGAAUAAAAUUGAAAAUUUUGACAAGAAGCAGGAGAGCUGGGUCAAUACCCACAUGAAAAAUAGGACCGCCUCGCAUAUUUGCGAUGAAGGUUACAUAUUGGCUGGUUACCACAAGACGCCACAGGACAACUGGGUGAACCCUCAUCUACCCCAGUUGAUCCCCCAGCUGGAACACCACUGGCUUCACCAGACCCUCAGGCACCCUGAUCCCCCAGCAGCCUCAGUGGCCCCAGUGACCACACCAUAUAUUUAUCCUACAUGUUUUGAGUACAGUAAUUUACCAAUGUUGCUUACAGAUUUUGUAUCAGAAUAACUACAAAAAGAAAACUGAGACUAAGUAUAAACUAUGUGAUCUCAAUAACCUCUUAUCAUUCUGUAAAGGCUUGUUUAAUGUAGUAUUAAGCUUUAUGAAUUUAAUAGGUUUUCCGUUCAGAAUGGCCACAUACAGAGUGAACCCUCAUCAACCCGAGUUGAUCCCCUAGCUGGACCACCAAUGGCCUCACCAGACCCUCCAGUACCAGUGGCCCUUGAUCCCCCAGCAGUCUCAGUGGCCCCAGUGACCACGCCACCACUGACCACACCACCACUGACCAGGCCACCACUGACCAGGCCACCACUGACCACACCACCACUGACCACGCCAACACAAGCUUGUGUUGGUGCCAACACUGACCAGGCUGUCACUGACCACGCCACCACUGACCACGCCACCACUGACCACGACACCAGCAGCCCAAAGUGGAAUCUUGGCAGCCUCAGCAGGACCACAUGCAGCGUUGACAGGAUCCCCAGCACACAGAACAUGGAAAAGGAAAGAAUGCCCACAUACAGUGUCAGGGAGCCAAGACUUUUACCCUGUGAAGAGGGUUUCCAAAUGCAAAGUUAUGAAGGGCCAAAAAAUACAGCUUGUGGAGUGGGAACCGUGCAAACUCUGUGGAAAGAAGUGGCCAUUAGAGUGGGUGCCGGAUAAGGACACCUGUUAGUGCUUCCAGUUUCACAAGGUUCCCAAUGCUGAAGGUGUAGAAGCACUGUUACAUGUCAGAUUUGUGAUUUUUUUUAUUUGUUUGUUAUUCCUUCUUAAUGUUAUAAACAUAAACAAGACUGCCUGUUGGGCCUGGAACUCUCCACAGCUGCUUGUGGCUGUAUUUCAUUUUAAACUUUGUAUUGUUUAUUACUACUGUUGUGUUUUGUUGCACACCAAUUGUUGUCACUUGAAGAUAUGAAUCUUCAUUGACACUAC
Molecule: messenger RNA, 1662 nt
Organism: Epinephelus moara (kelp grouper)
Lineage: Eukaryota; Metazoa; Chordata; Actinopteri; Perciformes; Serranidae
Exons: 6
Coding region: 916-1392 (158 amino acids)
Source: RefSeq, a predicted model, not a curated record